Aspergillus steynii IBT 23096 is the source of this 477-nucleotide messenger RNA. Its product is annotated as recombinase DMC1. Gene Ontology annotation, cellular component: condensed nuclear chromosome. Gene Ontology annotation, molecular function: nucleotide binding; single-stranded DNA binding; double-stranded DNA binding. Bases 52 to 396 code for a protein of 114 amino acids. The record is from RefSeq and is a predicted model, not a curated record. The transcript has 5 exons. Gene Ontology annotation, biological process: mitotic recombination; DNA recombinase assembly; DNA strand invasion. NCBI's taxonomy places the organism in Eukaryota, Fungi, Ascomycota, Eurotiomycetes, Eurotiales, Aspergillaceae.
CCAACAUCAACCUCUCAUCUCUCAAUAAAGGGUUUCAUCGGAAACUACGCCAUGCCUGAAUCUAACUCGAGCGACGAAUUCGACGACGAUGUUUUCAUCGUGGAUAUCGAUUCCAUCCAAGCCCAUGGAAUCGGCGUUGCAGACAUCACGAAGCUGAAGGCGAAUGGCUUCUACACUGUGGCGUCCGUCCAUGGGGCCACCCGGAAGACUUUGUUGAAGAUCAAAGGGUUUAGCGAGGUGAAAGUCGAAAAGAUCAAAGAUGCAAUUCAAAAAUGCUUGCCCUCUGCAUCCGGCUUCAUCACCGCCAUGGAACUAUGCCACCAGCGGAAGAGGGUCGUCAAGAUCUCGACAGGAAGCAAGCAGUUCGAUUCUAUACUAGGAGGGUAUGGUACCUAGUAUUCUUCGACUGGCUGUGUUCCUGACCACCGAGACUUAUAGGGGUUUUCAGAGUAUGAGUAUCAGUGAAGUAUUCGGCGA